Molecule: messenger RNA, 1239 nt
Organism: Nanorana parkeri
Lineage: Eukaryota; Metazoa; Chordata; Amphibia; Anura; Dicroglossidae
Product: interferon regulatory factor 4-like
Exons: 9
Coding region: 28-1239 (403 amino acids)
Biological process (GO): immune system process; regulation of transcription by RNA polymerase II
Cellular component (GO): nucleus
Molecular function (GO): protein binding; DNA-binding transcription factor activity, RNA polymerase II-specific; RNA polymerase II cis-regulatory region sequence-specific DNA binding
Source: RefSeq, a predicted model, not a curated record
GCUGAAGAAUUAAAACGCUUUGUCCAGAUGUAUCAAAAGCCUGCCCAUCCACUCAGACUAAAAGAGUGGCUGAUACUUCAGAUCAACAGCGGACAGUACCCCGGCCUUUGCUGGGUGGAUGACCAGAAGACAAAGUUCAGGAUCCCGUGGAAGCACGCUGCCAAACAGAACUAUAGUGAGGAAGAAGAUGCAGCGUUAUUUAAGGCCUGGGCCAUGUACAAGGGGAAGUUUCGAGAAGGUUCUUCAAAGGCGGAUCCUUCUGUAUGGAAGACCAGACUCAGAUGCGCACUCAACAAGAGCCCCGAUUUCCAGGAGGUCCCGGAGAGCUGUCAGGAUGCGGGGGAACCCUACAAAAUCUACAGGAUUGUGUUGGAACCGCAAGACAGUAACAGCGAUGACACAUGCAGAGACACAUCCAUGAGCCCCGUGAAAGAAAGCCCUCCAAGUUCUUCAGAUGAACUUCAGAUUGUGGAGGAAGAUGAAUUUGUCCACGGCAAAUCUCGAUCCAAACUACCGAGGUUGGAAUAUCACCAUAUCCCAGCAGAUACGGAAGGUGCAUCAGGUGCAGUCAUCGGGAGGGUCCCCCAUAGUGACCAUAAAAUGACACAAGAAGCAGAGCAAGAUUUGACCAUGCCACUGUCAUCCUCAUCCUCAGAUUUUUGGCUUCACAUACGCCUGUACUACCAGGGCAAAUUGGUGACUGAGGUGACCACACAGACCGCUGAAGGCUGCCGCAUUGCCUCCCAGUCGUCAUGCCAGUGGAACUACAGCCCGUAUUCACCUAUCCUGCUGGAGGAAAUCGGUUUCCCUUCUCUCCAGGAAGUGGCGGAUAUCGUGACACCUCAGGUCUACCAGGUGCUCAAAAGGCUCCUACGGCACCUAGACAAAGGGGUGCUGCUGUGGGUGGCACCGGAGGGGAUAUUUAUCAAGAGGCAGUGCCAGGUACGAGUAUACUGGAGUAGCCCCUCAGCCCCGCAGAAAGAUCGACCCAACAAACUGGAGAGAGAGAAGACCUGCAAGGUGCUGGACACAGAACAAUUUAUGAAUGAAUUGCAGAUGUACAUGACGCAACAAGGUCCAGAACCCCAGUACCAGAUACAGUUGUGCUUCGGAGAGGAAUACCCCGAGUCAUCUGGCAACCCCAACAAACUGUUAACAGCACAUGUGGAGCCUGUGUUCGCUCGGGAACUUCUUGAAAAGGCAAAGGUGAAACUGAGGAAAGAGCUUACAAAGCAAUAA